Molecule: messenger RNA, 870 nt
Organism: Indicator indicator
Lineage: Eukaryota; Metazoa; Chordata; Aves; Piciformes; Indicatoridae
Gene: TSPAN5
Product: tetraspanin 5
Exons: 8
Coding region: 1-807 (268 amino acids)
Biological process (GO): protein localization to plasma membrane; protein maturation; regulation of vascular endothelial growth factor signaling pathway
Cellular component (GO): membrane
Source: RefSeq, a predicted model, not a curated record
AUGUCCGGGAAGCACUACAAGGGGCCUGAAGUCAGUUGUUGCAUCAAAUACUUCAUUUUCGGCUUCAAUGUCAUUUUCUGGUUCCUUGGCAUAGCAUUUCUUGGGAUUGGAUUAUGGGCAUGGAAUGAAAAGGGAGUGUUGUCCAAUAUCUCCUCAAUCACGGACCUGGGAGGCUUUGAUCCAGUUUGGCUCUUCCUAGUGGUGGGAGGAGUUAUGUUCAUUUUGGGAUUUGCAGGAUGCAUUGGAGCUUUGAGAGAAAAUACCUUUCUUCUCAAAUUUUUUUCUGUGUUUCUUGGAAUUAUUUUCUUCCUGGAGCUCACUGCUGGUGUUCUAGCAUUUGUUUUCAAAGACUGGAUAAAGGACCAGCUGUAUUUCUUUAUAAACAACAACAUCAGAGCAUACCGAGAUGACAUUGAUUUGCAAAACCUCAUAGACUUCACACAGGAAUAUUGGCAGUGCUGUGGGGCUUUUGGAGCUGAUGACUGGAACCUCAAUAUUUACUUCAACUGCACAGACUCCAAUGCAAGCCGAGAGCGCUGUGGUGUGCCAUUCUCUUGUUGCACAAAAGACCCUGCUGAAGAUGUUAUUAAUACUCAGUGUGGCUACGAUGCAAGGCAAAAACCAGAAGUUGAUCAGCAGAUUGUUAUCUACACUAAAGGCUGUGUCCCUCAGUUUGAGAAAUGGUUGCAGGACAAUCUUACCAUAGUUGCUGGUAUAUUCAUUGGGAUAGCAUUACUGCAGAUAUUUGGGAUAUGCUUAGCCCAGAAUUUGGUUAGUGACAUUGAAGCUGUCAGAGCCAGCUGGUAAAACUGCUGAAGUAACCACAAGAAGACACUGGAUAAAUGAAACCCUCUGAAACCUCCAGUGUGU